AUGAUAUUUCGUCCUAAUCUAAACUUUACCGUGAAUUUUCAUACGUUCCCCGUUUACGUCUCGGAAACAGAUUUUUUUCCCGUGGAUUUAGAAUAUACGACACCCGAAUACACGGGAACGGGAAAUUUUGUAAAUUUAAUCCCGUUCGACUAUCAUCAAAAUUCUUAUUUCAGAUCGUUGACAGCCUGUUACAUCGCCACAUUUAAAUCCGGAAUAUCUGAAAAUCAUUUGAAUAAUACCUUAUCCGGUUCACACUUAGUCACCUCCAUCGUGAAAUUUCACGUUCAUUAUCAGAUGGAAAAAUUUAUGAAAGAUCCAAGAUUACUCGAUCAUUAUCUGAACGAAGACGAUCUUUACGUUUUGAAAAAAUACAUGCCGACGACCGAAACGUGGGAACGACGAACCGCAUCGACGCAUGCCAAUCUUGGAACGUGGUAUUACGAUUUACCCGUCGAUACGAGUCGUAAAAUUCGAAAUCAUCAUUACGUUCGGACGCGUUACGGCGGAACGUACAUCGCGUACGACUAUUUAACUAAAAGAUUACCGAAAAAUGUGACGGAAGAUUAUAAAAUAUUCAUUCCAAAAACAUCGCGUGGAUUAACAAAGAUCGGACAACGGUUAUUUCAACAGAGUCUGGAAGUUUACGUCUACGCAGUUCUCGGAGCACAAGCGAAAACCCGCUGGAGUAUCAUGGGACAAGGUGCAAAAAGUUUACAGACCCAAGACGUAUUUCGAAAAGUUUUAAAAGACAGUAUAGUUCAGAACGAUAUUACGACGAUCAUUCGAAACAUGCGUACGGCGAUCACAGAUACAAACGUCGUCCUGCAUUUUGCCAUCAUGCCGGGUUUGAUUCUCAUUCCGUCCGACAUGCAGAUUUUACAAAAACCUUUGAAAGGUUACAAUAAUAUUUUAACGUUGGUCAAAAGUGGAAUGACAUUUGGAAAAAAUGAUGAGGUGAAUUUUACAAAGACUCCCGUGAAAACUCCAACAAGUCCUGUGAAAAAUUCGGUAACAAGUCCCGUGAAACAUUCGGUAACAAGUCCUGCUAAAAAUUCUGUAACAAGUCCCGUGAAAACUCAUACAAGUCCUGCUAAAAAUUCUGUAACAAGUCCUACGAGAUAA
Molecule: messenger RNA, 1122 nt
Organism: Paramuricea clavata
Lineage: Eukaryota; Metazoa; Cnidaria; Anthozoa; Malacalcyonacea; Plexauridae
Source: the annotation of a GenBank genome assembly